Messenger RNA from Exaiptasia diaphana, 587 nucleotides. Its product is annotated as 40S ribosomal protein S18. Gene Ontology annotation, cellular component: cytosol; small ribosomal subunit; ribosome. The coding region runs from base 82 to 546 and encodes 154 amino acids. Gene Ontology annotation, biological process: translation. Gene Ontology annotation, molecular function: RNA binding; structural constituent of ribosome. Lineage: Eukaryota; Metazoa; Cnidaria; Anthozoa; Actiniaria; Aiptasiidae. The record is from RefSeq and is a predicted model, not a curated record. The transcript is spliced from 5 exons.
CGAUGGACRAGACAGAUUGCGGGCUCAGAAAGGCAAUAUUUUCCCGUCGUCCUCUGUAGUCGUUCUCUUUUGGCCGCCAUCAUGGCACUCGUCAUACCUGAAAAGUUUCAGCACAUUCUUCGUGUCUUGAACACGAACAUCGAUGGAAAGCAGAAAAUCAUGUUCGCCUUAACAGCUAUCAAGGGUGUUGGUCGGCGUUAUUCUAAUCUUAUCUGCAAGAAGGCAGAUAUUGAUAUGAACAAGCGUGCCGGUGAGCUUACUGAAGAUGAGGUAGAGCGUGUUAUAACAAUCAUGCAGAAUCCUCGUCAGUACAAGAUCCCUGACUGGUUUCUAAACAGACAAAAAGAUCACAAGGAUGGCAAGUAUUCACAGCUUUUAUCCAACUCUUUGGAUAACAAACUGCGUGAGGAUCUUGAAAGACUUAAGAAGAUCCGUGCUCACCGUGGCUUGAGACAUUAUUGGGGUCUCCGUGUUCGUGGUCAGCAUACUAAGACAACAGGCCGYAAAGGUCGCACUGUUGGUGUUGCCAAGAAGAAGGGAGGUUAAUUGAUGAAAAUAAAAUACAAUUUAAUCUUGGCAGGCUAGAA